Juglans regia (Persian walnut) is the source of this 423-nucleotide messenger RNA. RefSeq lists its product as uncharacterized. Bases 1 to 423 code for a protein of 140 amino acids. The transcript has a single exon. The record is from RefSeq and is a predicted model, not a curated record. Gene Ontology annotation, molecular function: RNA-DNA hybrid ribonuclease activity; nucleic acid binding. Lineage: Eukaryota; Viridiplantae; Streptophyta; Magnoliopsida; Fagales; Juglandaceae.
AUGAUUAUUAGAGAUGAAGAGGGUGAGGCCUUGCUUGCAGCAUGUGAUAGCAGGAGGAAUGUUGUGUUACCUGAAGUUGCAGAAUGUCAAGCUCUGUGGAAGGCUCUGCAGAUGUGCAAUGAUCUCAACAUACAAAAUGCUAUAUUUGAGGGAGAUGCAAAGGUUGUCAUAAUGGCAGUAAAAGGGGAUGAAGAAAACUUGUCUUACUUUGGUUCUUUAAUUGAUGACAUUAGGAAUGUUUUAUUUCAUAGGAAGAAUUGGUUUUUACAAUUCGAUUAUAGAGAAAAGAAUAGUGCUACACACACUUUGGCAAAGGUUGCCUUACACUUAGUUGAGGAAAAAGUUUGGAUAGAAACAGUUCCAGAGUUUAUUGUUAAUAGUCUGGAAUUUGAUAGAAGAUGUAUGCAAGAAAGUCAUAUAUGA